AUGUACUAUAACCUCCUGUAUAACCUAUUCUGUAACCUGUACUAUAACUUCCUGUAUAACCUAUUCUGUAACCUGUACUAUAACCUCCUGUAUAACCUAUUCUGUAACCUGGUCUAUAACCUCCUGUAUAACAUGUACUAUAACCUCCUGUAUAACCUAUUCUGUAACCUGUACUAUAACCUCCUGUAUAACCUAUUCUGUAACCUGUACUAUAACCUCCUGUAUAACCUGUACUAUAACCUCCUGUAUAACCUAUUCUGUAACCUGUACUAUAACCUCCUGUAUAACCUAUUCUGUAACCUGUACUAUAACCUCCUGUAUAACCUAUUUGGUAACCUGUACUAUAACCUCCUGUAUAACCUAUUCUGUAACCUGGUCUAUAACCUCCUGUAUAACAUGUACUAUAACCUCCUGUAUAACCUAUUCUGUAACCUGGUCUAUAACCUCCUGUAUAACAUGUACUAUAACCUCCUGUAUAACCUAUUCUGUAACCUGUACUAUAACCUCCUGUAUAACCUAUUCUGUAACCUGUACUAUAACCUCCUGUAUAACCUAUUCUGUAACCUGUACUAUAACCUCCUGUAG
Molecule: messenger RNA, 585 nt
Organism: Hyla sarda
Lineage: Eukaryota; Metazoa; Chordata; Amphibia; Anura; Hylidae
Product: ATP synthase subunit a-like
Exons: 1
Coding region: 1-585 (194 amino acids)
Source: RefSeq, a predicted model, not a curated record